Molecule: messenger RNA, 695 nt
Organism: Plutella xylostella (diamondback moth)
Lineage: Eukaryota; Metazoa; Arthropoda; Insecta; Lepidoptera; Plutellidae
Molecular function (GO): nucleic acid binding; RNA-DNA hybrid ribonuclease activity
Source: RefSeq, a predicted model, not a curated record
GCCAAAUCAAAGCUAUCAAAUUGAAGCUGUCGCCACACUGCACAGUUUACCAGGCGGAACUCUUGGCCAUAUGCAGGGCCACCAGGGUCAUCAAGGACCGAAAGGAGGAGAGUUUCGGCAUAUACAGUGACUCCAGGUCAGCCCUGGAAACUAUCGCUAACAACUACGCACCCCACCCUCUAGCCGUUGAAACUCGAUGCAAUUUGAACCAGUGCAAAUUGCAGAACAAGCAGGUGAGCCUGUUCUGGAUCAAAGCGCACGCGGGUCUAGAGGGAAAUGAGCAGGCAGACGCGUUAGCUAAACAAGCAGCCAAAGACCUGAAGUGCAAACCCCACUAUGAUCAGUGUCCGGUUUCAUUCGUCAAGCGACAAAUCCGUAUGGACUCGCUUGAGGAAUGGAAUCGUAGAUACAAGUCAGGCACAACCGCUUCAGUAACGAAAAUGUUCUUCCCAGACGCAGUGGAAGCGUACAAACUGGUCAGGAAAAUUAAACCAGCCGGAAUCCUAACACAGGUAAUGACAGGGCAUGGUGGGUUCUCCGAAUACUUGAACAGAUUCAAGUGUAAGGAGAGUCCAUCAUGCAUCUGCGACCCGAACUGCGCUGAAACGGUGGAGCACGUCCUCCUUGAUUGUCCGGUCCACUACUCAUCCGAUAGCGACACUAACACCACGCUGCUCCGCGGAAAAAUUCGCUAA